This is a messenger RNA of Urocitellus parryii (Arctic ground squirrel), 3690 nucleotides long. RefSeq names its product polypeptide N-acetylgalactosaminyltransferase 1 (gene Galnt1). Gene Ontology annotation, molecular function: polypeptide N-acetylgalactosaminyltransferase activity. Gene Ontology annotation, biological process: protein O-linked glycosylation. NCBI's taxonomy places the organism in Eukaryota, Metazoa, Chordata, Mammalia, Rodentia, Sciuridae. The record is from RefSeq and is a predicted model, not a curated record. Gene Ontology annotation, cellular component: Golgi apparatus.
UGGCCGGCCCGGAGGAGCGCCYGCCGCCGCCGCGCGCAGAGCGAGGAAAUGUGGGACAUGUGGAUUUGGAAUAUUAAUUCAUUUGAAAAACUGCUUUGGGGGUGUGAAUGUGAUUUCUGAUGAAACUGGAUUGGAAUAAUUUUCAUGAUCUUUGUAUAUUUAUAUAUAUAUAUAUAUUUUAAAAUUUUGCAUUUGACUUAAAGUGCCAUGAGAAAAUUUGCAUAUUGCAAGGUGGUCCUAGCCACCUCCUUAAUUUGGGUACUGUUGGAUAUGUUCUUGCUGCUUUACUUCAGUGAAUGCAACAAAUGUGAUGAGAAAAAGGAAAGAGGACUUCCUGCUGGGGAUGUUCUAGAGCCAGUACAAAAACCUCAUGAAGGUCCUGGAGAAAUGGGGAAACCAGUUGUCAUUCCUAAAGAGGAUCAAGAAAAGAUGAAAGAGAUGUUUAAAAUCAAUCAGUUCAAUUUAAUGGCAAGUGAGAUGAUUGCACUCAACAGAUCUUUACCAGAUGUUAGAUUAGAAGGGUGUAAAACAAAGGUGUAUCCAGAUAAUCUUCCUACAACAAGUGUCGUGAUUGUUUUCCAUAAUGAGGCUUGGAGCACACUUCUGCGAACUGUCCAUAGUGUCAUUAAUCGCUCACCAAGACACAUGAUAGAAGAAAUUGUUCUAGUAGAUGAUGCCAGUGAAAGAGACUUUUUGAAAAGACCUCUAGAGAGUUAUGUGAAGAAACUCAAAGUGCCAGUUCAUGUAAUUCGAAUGGAACAGCGUUCUGGAUUGAUCAGAGCUAGAUUGAAAGGAGCUGCAGUGUCCAAAGGCCAGGUGAUCACCUUCUUAGAUGCUCAUUGUGAGUGCACAGUGGGAUGGCUGGAGCCUCUCUUAGCAAGGAUCAAACAUGACAGGAGAACAGUGGUAUGUCCUAUCAUUGAUGUGAUCAGUGAUGACACUUUUGAGUACAUGGCAGGCUCUGAUAUGACUUAUGGUGGAUUCAACUGGAAGCUUAAUUUUCGCUGGUAUCCUGUUCCCCAGAGAGAAAUGGACAGAAGGAAAGGUGAUAGGACUCUUCCUGUCAGAACACCUACAAUGGCAGGAGGCCUUUUUUCAAUAGACAGAGAUUACUUUCAGGAAAUUGGAACAUAUGAUGCUGGAAUGGAUAUUUGGGGAGGAGAAAACUUAGAAAUUUCCUUUAGGAUUUGGCAGUGUGGAGGAACUUUGGAAAUUGUCACUUGCUCACAUGUUGGACAUGUGUUUCGGAAGGCUACCCCAUACACAUUUCCAGGAGGCACAGGGCAAAUUAUCAAUAAAAAUAACAGACGACUUGCAGAAGUAUGGAUGGAUGAAUUCAAGAAUUUCUUCUAUAUAAUUUCUCCAGGUGUUACAAAGGUAGAUUAUGGGGAUAUAUCAUCAAGACUUGGUCUAAGACACAAACUACAAUGCAAACCUUUUUCUUGGUACCUAGAGAAUAUUUACCCUGAUUCUCAAAUUCCACGUCACUAUUUUUCAUUGGGAGAGAUACGAAAUGUGGAAACAAAUCAGUGUCUAGAUAACAUGGCUAGAAAAGAGAAUGAAAAAGUUGGAAUUUUUAAUUGUCAUGGUAUGGGAGGCAAUCAGGUUUUCUCUUAUACUGCCAAUAAAGAAAUUAGAACAGAUGACCUUUGCUUAGAUGUUUCCAAACUUAAUGGCCCAGUUACCAUGCUCAAGUGCCAUCACCUAAAAGGCAACCAGCUCUGGGAGUAUGACCCAGUGAAAUUAACCCUGCAGCAUGUGAACAGUAAUCAGUGCCUGGAUAAAGCCACGGAAGAGGACAGCCAGGUGCCCAGCAUUAGAGACUGCAGUGGAAGCCGGUCCCAGCAGUGGCUUCUUCGAAAUGUCACCCUUCCAGAAAUAUUCUGAGACCAAAUUUUUAAAAAAAGAAAAAAAUAAGGAUUGACUGGGCUACCUCAGCAUACGUUUCUGCCACAUUCUUAAGUAGCAAAAAAGGAAAAGUGCUUUCCUCCUCUGCGGGAUGUAAGAUUUAUCAGCCAUUAAAACUCAGACUCCUCUAGCUUUUCACUAGCUGCGAACCAGCCUUCCUGUCCAAGGACGUGAAACUGCAUAGUAGUGAGACUGUGCACACUGAUGUUUACAAGAUUGAAAGAGUCUUUCAUCAAGAAUCAUGGAAAAGAAUAUUCAGACAGUGAAACAGUCAACAAAAUGUGCUUUCUGGAGAGCUGCACCUUUUAUGGUUUGCUUGCACAUCAGUAAUUUCUGCUGAGUGUGCUGUCAAUGAAGAGAUUACCAAGAUUUUUUUCCUGAUUAGAACUGGUAGCCAGUAUAUUAAACAUUGACAUAAAAGCAAAUGAAAAAGAACUGAAACCAGAUACAGAAUCAUGAAAACAACAUUUUUACAUUAAAAAAAAACUAUAUUAAACAGGGUUUAAACAAAAUUAAAACAGAACUAUGAGAAGUACAAUUUGUUAUAGUAUAGUAUCAAAUUUCUAUAUAGAUUUUAUACCUCAGUGGGGAAAAAUAACUGAUUCCAAUGACGUUCAUUUUAUUUUCAUCUGUGAUAGUCAUGGAUGCUUUUAUUUUCCUUGGGGUGCUGAAAAUGAGCUGGGAGAAAAAGCUCUUUGAACAUAGUUUUAAUUUCUUUCUACAAUAUUUUUAUUUGAUUUGUGGGCUGUUGGAAUUGUGACUUUUAAUUGCCUUCUAAAAAAUGGAGAAUUAACAUGAUGCCUGGUCUCAACUGAACAAGUUAGAUAUCAGUUGUUCUUGGGUCAACUGGCUUACAGUCUCGGUCUUCUAUCUGUUUCUCUCCCUCCCUCCCUUUUCUCUCUCAUUCUCUCUCUCUCUCUCUCUCUCUCUCUCUGUCACACACACACACACACACACACACACACACACACACACAUUCUUCUUACCACAUUUUCACCUUCCUAACUUGAUUCAGCUGAUUAUGCUUAAUACCCAAGAUUCAUACUACUGUACUACAGAUUUGUUUUCACAGCAAUAAAUCUUCAGUUCUUUAUGAUUUCAUUUAACAAAAGGCUUUCAAGGAGUGGUUUAUAAUUUGGGUAUUUGGAGAUAAUAUAUUUGAUGGUUUUUUUGGAAAACCUUUUUCACUCCAUACUCAGAUGUGCUUCAUUGUCAAGUGCAUAUUUAGAUUAGAUUCUUGAAUUGUAAUGUUGAUCUGCUGCUUUUUUUUAAUAAAAUUUGACUGAAAAUGUUUAAUUAGCAGUUUUUAAUAAGUUAGCCAAAGAAGUGCAUAUUACUAGUCCUGCAUUUCUUUUUAAAUUCCAUUUAGGUUAAAUUGGUUUUAUUUUUCUCUGAUUUUUCAUACCACAAAAAUCACCUAUCAAUUAAAAGUUACUUUUUAAUUCUCCUAGAAAGAAAACCUCAUUGCAACAUUUUUUCCUGAUAUGUAAAACAAUUCAUUCACGAAAAUGCAUAUAUUUUCCUUCCUGUUUUUAAGAUUAUAUUUGAUGGUAUUCUUUUCUUUAGUUUUCAAAGACUCACUGCAGGCAGUGCUAUUUCUAGUGCCUAAGAAUUGUUUCUGAAAGUAACAUCAUUAAUGAUACUUGCCAAACAUGAAGUUUCUUAUAUCCAAUUCAAGUUCAUCAACAUCAAGCACAUGUGGAUGCUUUAGGGUGAGGCUGUGAUACAGAAUGCAUAAUCUGUCCCCAGGAAAUAUGAAAUGAUGCAGGUGCUGGAUGGAAU